UUCUCAUUUCAUUUGUCUCCUCCACUCAAAACGUUCACCAACAAUGAGAAGUCAUCAAACACAUUCUUCUUCAGCUCUUUCCUUCAUCUUCUUCUUCUUCCUAUUGUUCAUCUCCUUCUCACUCUCUACAUCAAAACUUGAACCCUCUAAACAUAAACCUACAAGAAAACAAUCAUUCUCAUCUAUUCUCGUUUUCGGAGAUUCAACCGUUGAUCCGGGAAAUAACAACUUCAUCAAUACAAUAUUCAAAUGUAAUUUUCCGCCCUAUGGAAUCGAUUUCAAAAACAAAAUCCCCACCGGUAGAUUUUGCAAUGGUCGACUCGUCACAGAUUUCAUUGCUUCAUACAUUGGUGUGAAGGAGAAUGUGCCAGCCUACUUGGACCCGAGUCUUGGAAUAAAUGAGUUAAUAAGUGGAGUCAGCUUUGCUUCAGCUGGUUCUGGAUAUGAUCCUCUCACUCCAACCAUUACUGUACAGCGCGUGAUAGACAUUCCGAGUCAGCUAGAAUAUUUCAGAGAAUACAAAAGAAAAUUAGAGAAAAAAAUGGGAAAAGACAAAAUGGAGAAACACAUAGGAGAAGCUUUGUUUUGUGUGAGUGCAGGAACCAACGAUUUCGUGAUCAAUUAUUUCCUACUUCCAAUACGAAGGAAGACUUUCACUAUCGAAGCCUAUCAACAAUUCGUUAUUUCCAAUCUCAAGCAAUUUAUCCAGGGAUUGUGGAAGGAAGGAGCAAGAAAUAUAAUAGUGGCAGGUGUACCUCCAAUUGGGUGUUUGCCGAUUGUUAUAACGUUAUUCUCCAGUGAAGCAUUGACCAACCGUCGUUGCAUUGAUUGGUUCUCUGAUGUGGCCAAGAACUACAAUAUCCUUUUACAAAAAGAAUUGGGUUUCAUGCAAAUGAAUUUAGCCCAUCUUGGAUCCAAGAUCUUUUAUUUCGACAUCUAUAACCCAUUAUCUGAGAUCAUUCAUGACUAUCAAAAAUUUGGGUUUGAGGAAGUGAGCAGUGGCUGUUGUGGAAGCGGAUACUUAGAGACAUCAUUCUUGUGUAACCCAAAGUCAUAUGUAUGUCCCAAUACAUCUGCUUAUGUAUUUUUCGAUUCUAUCCAUCCAAGUGAGAAGACUUAUUUCAAUAUCUUUAGAACUCUCCGACCAGUUUAUGAUUCUAUUUUUGGUUGUAUAUGAGAUUUUUUUAGUUAAUUAAUACAUUUGAUUAUGAUCACUAUUCA
This is a messenger RNA of Capsella rubella, 1221 nucleotides long. Its product is annotated as GDSL esterase/lipase At5g45960. The record is from RefSeq and is a predicted model, not a curated record. The transcript is spliced from 5 exons. Gene Ontology annotation, molecular function: hydrolase activity, acting on ester bonds. Lineage: Eukaryota; Viridiplantae; Streptophyta; Magnoliopsida; Brassicales; Brassicaceae. Bases 44 to 1177 code for a protein of 377 amino acids.